UUGUUUCCGAUCUACAGUAUUGUUGCAAGAUUGGAUAACAUAUAACGCAUUUGCUUUGGAAGAAAAAAGCUGGAUAAUGAGCAGGUUAGCCGAAGAGAAAUAUAAUCGUCUCACUAGCCAUCUGAUCCGCUCUUGCGUUACACCUGAUAUCUUAAAGCGUGUGACAACGCUUAUAGUUGAGAAAGCCGUCCUUGAACCGACCUCUUGCCCUAUGUACGCUCAAUUAUGCUAUGAUAUACAUAACAAGCUGCCUAAGCUUCCACCUAAGACUAUGGUUAGUGGUGAGAUCACAUUCAAGAAGGUUUUGCUGAAUACAAUGCAAAAGGUGUUUGAGGGAACCUAUGAAUUGAGCGAGGAGAUUAGAAAGAUGAAUGCUCCUGAUCAGAAGGAAGAACGGAUAGAUAAGGAAAGGUUAUUGAAACUCCGAAAUCUAGGAAAUCUUCGUUUUGUUGGUGAGCUGUUUUUAAAGCAGAUGAUUCCAGAAAAGAUUGUUCACCAUAUUGUUCAGGAACUUUUGGGGGCUGAUAAGAAAAUGUGUCCACCAGAUGAGAUCUUGAAGCUCUGUCUCUUUCUCAAGACUAUCGGCAACAAGCUUGAUGAUUUCGAGAUCAAAAGAAUAAACGAUGUGUAUUUCAGACAUUUAAAGAGGCUCUCAGAUCAUUCUCAAUUGGAUAAGCGUACAAGAUUUAUUGUUCGGCAUAUCAUUGAUCUGCGCUCAAACCAAUGGAUUCCAAGCUUGAAAGAGUCAUUCGACUACUCUUUAUUAAACAGUUCAUGGUUCAUGGAUAAUGUCUAGUUUUUUAUGAAUUAUGAGGUGUUAUUGUCU
Capsella rubella is the source of this 826-nucleotide messenger RNA. RefSeq names its product eukaryotic translation initiation factor. NCBI's taxonomy places the organism in Eukaryota, Viridiplantae, Streptophyta, Magnoliopsida, Brassicales, Brassicaceae. The record is from RefSeq and is a predicted model, not a curated record. Gene Ontology annotation, cellular component: eukaryotic translation initiation factor 4F complex. Gene Ontology annotation, molecular function: protein binding; translation initiation factor activity; mRNA binding.